GUCAAUUUGAUGGAGUAGCUUUUCAUUUCUUGGACACUCAGCAACAGCCUCUCCCACGCGCUCAUGCACAUGCACGCUCGUGCACGUUUACUCUCCUAGCGUCUAGUGUGAGUGUGUGAAAGAGACCCUUCCUAUAGCUGCUGAUAUCCUGGAUUUUUAAGAUCGUUCAUUUUGAGUGUCCCCACCUUCGGGCUGUGAGGAGGACGGCCAUCCCCGCAGCUACGGGUCCAGAAUCUCCAUCCUCAGCCGCAGAGGGAAGAGCAGCUGGAAGAGGAGGAAGAGGGAGGAAGAGAAGGAGAGAGAGAGCUGGGCCCCAGAGCGCUCCAGCACUGGCAGCGGGGGGAAGAAGCGUGCUUCUUUGGGGCUUAACGAAGGUGCAAGCAUGCGCUGCUCCACCCUCCUGUGUAUCCUGAUGGGGGUGCUGCUCUACCUAGUGCUGGGGGCCGUGGUGUUCCAGGCCCUGGAGGCUCCCCAUGAGGAGGGCCAGCACAUACAGCUGCAGGACACACGCAGAGCCUUCCUGGAGAACUACACCUGUGUCAGCCCAGACAUCCUGCAGGCCCUCAUAGAGGAGGUGGCAGAUGCUGUGGGUGCGGGUGUGGAUCCUAGCAGCAAUUCCUCCACCUUCACCAGCCAAUGGGACCUGGCCAGCGCCUUUUUCUUCUCUGGGACCAUCGUCACCACCAUUGGUUUUGGGAACAUCUCCCCAAAGACAGAAGGGGGGCAGCUGUUCUGUAUCUUUUAUGCCCUGGUGGGGAUCCCUCUGUUUGGUAUCCUGCUGGCUGGAGUUGGAGACCAUCUGGGGACCGGGCUGAGGAAGGCCAUCCUCAAAAUUGAAUUUCUCUUAGCGAAAUGGAAGGUGAGUCCUACUAUUGUUCGAGUCAUCUCAGCCAUACUCUCCAUCCUGUUGGGGGUAGCACUCUUCGUUGCAGUGCCAACGCUGGUGUUUCAGGAGGUGGAGAAGUGGACUCUCCUGGAGGCAUCCUACUUUGUUGUCAUCACCCUGACUACAGUGGGUUUUGGAGACUAUGUUGCAGGUGAUAGUGGAGAUGGUGGUAAAGACCACUGGUACAAGCCCCUGGUGUGGUUCUGGAUCCUGCUGGGCCUGGCCUACUUUGCUUCCAUCCUGUCCAUGGUUGCAAACUGGCUUCGGGUCCUGUCCAAGAAGACCAGGGCUGAGAUGGAGGAGCUCAGAGCCCGUACCACUGACUGGGGUCAGAACAUUCAGAACAUGUCCGUGGACUUCCGCAUGCCAGACGACCCCUUCAAACGACGACGACGAAAGCGUCGACAUGGCCCUCGCAGCCGAGGCAAUGGGGCAGGCCAUGUGUCUGGGACUGGGGCCCCUGGGAAGGGGGGCAGAGUGAUGGAGAAUGGCCAGCUGAACAGCCAAUCAGAGACUGGAUCAUCCUCAUACUCUUACUCAUCCAACGAGUCAGAGUCUGGAUCUGCAACAGGGUCAGAGGUCUCGCAGCAUGAGCGGGUAGUAGAGGAAAAAGAGAAGGAUGUCGAUAAGGAGAAUGCCUUCCCAGAAUCCCUGUAUUCCCAGCCUCUGGACUACUUUGGAGAGAACCUGGCAUACAUUGAUGAGUCCUCAGAUGCAGUUAGUGGAAAAUUACAUUUGGAUCCCCUGUUGGAUCCAACACAGCCCGUCUCUACACGCUCACGAAAGCCCAAGAGGAGACGGCCCAGAAGGCCACCCCCAGAGAAGAGCCCUAAAAUUAGCCCUACCAAGCCUGAGAAGAAAGAGCCCAAUGGAGACAUAAAACCCCCUGAAAAUCCACCGCCACCGAAGGAUAGAUGAACCAAAUGCUCAAAGGGGUGAAGGGAAGAAGAAGUUGUGGGAAGAACUGAACCUGAUUGAUUAUGUUUUAUUCACUACACUGUUCAUGUUUCAUAAACAUAGUUUGAGUGUGUGUGUGCCUGAUUCAAAUAGGGAGUGAGCCUUGACGUAAUAGCAGAUUGAUUUAUUCAAAUAAUCCUGACAAAACUUAACCAUGUCACUUCUUUAACCUGAUGUUGCCUUCGUAGCGUUUUAAUAAGGAACACAAUCUUAUGUGUCCCAUUUACUGGGCAAUCAUGAAACUGCAAAGCCCUGUUUUCUCUGGAUAUAAUAAGCAGUGAAGCACACCAACAUGCAUUGUAUUUUUUUUUAUACUCUGAAUCAAUUUAUAUUUUUUGCCGUUAGGGGAAAAAAGCCUUAUGACAAUAACUCUCCCAUAAUGAAUUUGUCCCUGAAUGUCUAGAGCCCAAACUUUAGAGAACAAAGCUUUGGUGUAUAUAAUAGGAAAAUUCUAAUUCAAGGCACGAGUAAAUCCAGUCUCUGCCAAUAACCAUAUCUGGUCUUGCAUGACCUUAGCCUAAGUAUUACACUAGUGACGUUAUUACUGUGUGCACUGUGUACAGCAUAUGCCAUUGUAUAUAUUUUUGAGUAUUAUUUGAAUGUAUUACACACAACUGUUCUGUAAAAUAAACAACACAUUUUUAAAAUAA
Messenger RNA from Oncorhynchus kisutch (coho salmon), 2493 nucleotides. Its product is annotated as potassium channel subfamily K member 4. The record is from RefSeq and is a predicted model, not a curated record. Gene Ontology annotation, biological process: stabilization of membrane potential; potassium ion transmembrane transport. Gene Ontology annotation, molecular function: outward rectifier potassium channel activity; potassium ion leak channel activity. Gene Ontology annotation, cellular component: plasma membrane. Bases 383 to 1804 code for a protein of 473 amino acids. The transcript has 9 exons. Lineage: Eukaryota; Metazoa; Chordata; Actinopteri; Salmoniformes; Salmonidae.